This is a messenger RNA of Acipenser ruthenus (sterlet), 3441 nucleotides long. Its product is annotated as cbp/p300-interacting transactivator 1-like. Gene Ontology annotation, biological process: regulation of DNA-templated transcription. The transcript has 2 exons. The record is from RefSeq and is a predicted model, not a curated record. Bases 446 to 907 code for a protein of 153 amino acids. Gene Ontology annotation, cellular component: nucleus. NCBI's taxonomy places the organism in Eukaryota, Metazoa, Chordata, Actinopteri, Acipenseriformes, Acipenseridae.
ACAAGAAUAGUUGAUAUUUUUGUAAAGGGGCAAACAAAAAGUCGGACCCAAUCCUCGUAAACUGUUGAUACUCCAGGACGCUUCUUGAGGCUAGCCCUGAAAGACUUUUUAAAGAUCCGAACUAGAUAUAAAAACGAAUGCUCUCAACUCAGUUUCCAUUCAUUGUCAAGGAUAUUCAGCGGUGCAGAGCAGUUUAUCCGUGGAGCGGAUUCAUUCACGUACUGCAGGGAAUUAAGUGGCUGUUUUUCUAGAGAUCGAAAACCAAUGUACACAACAAGCCGAAUCCACGAUACUUUAUUUUCUCUGUUGUGAAGAAUUCUACGUGCAGUUCUCUUUUAAGAUAAUUGUAUCUCCUGUUUUGGAAAUAACAUUGCUUCUCUUAUAGACUUCACUGGACCCAUCAAAGUGCUGAGGAGGGACCUACUUGUUAAGGUGAGCCCAGGAGAUGAGUUCUCUGGUCUACCCUAGCCGAAUCAUGAAAGACCGUGAGGCCAUUGCCAUUCUGCACUACCCAGGCUCAGGCAAGAUGAAUGGACAGUUCACUCAGACGGGGAUCCAUCCCUCAGUAACCGCCUCCUCGUCGCCCACCUCCAAACCCCAGCCCUUCAGCCUCCAGACAAGCCCUCACCUGCUAGCCAGCAUGCAGCUCCAGAAACUCAACAGCCACUACCACAACAUCGGCAAUGUAGCAGGGGACACCACUGCCCCACCUAGGACCUACGGCUCGCAGAGCCAGGGUGCCCUGUCCAACCCAGGGAGCACCAUCAUUGACUCGGACCCCGUGGAUGAAGAAGUCCUGAUGUCCCUGGUGGUGGAGUUGGGACUGGACCGCGCCAACGAGCUGCCGGAGCUGUGGCUCGGCCAGAAUGAGUUUGACUUUAUCUCGGACGUUUCCUCCAGCUGCUGAUUCUCCUCGCAUAGGAAAGAUCGUCUUGAGGGCAAUGGAGAAAGAAAUCGGGAGCCCCUGAUCUAGGCUUAACAUCUCAAACCCAGCUCUAUGGAAGUUGCAAUGUACAUGAAACAGACCAAUAUGUUUCUAUGUCUAUGAACUUGAGAUCUGUGUAAUAUCUUUCUAUAUGUCAUGUCUCUGAAAAAUCUCGCUUGAGGCUGCUUUCACUUCCCAGAAUCGCUCGCACUGCUGCAGCAGACGGGGGCAUUGUUGACCUGUAUUGGCAUCUGCCUAGAAGGCAACAAAUUGUGGUGUUCUAAAUCAAAUCUUAAAAUGGGUUAAGGAGAGCAGUUGUCUUAUUUUUUCUAAACUAAGUCUAGUGCUUAAUUAUAGACCGUUGUAAUGAAACGUUCACGGUUUCAUAUUGAGAGAAAUGUGUUUUAGCACUAAAAGGUGAACUUGUUUGUAGUUCAAUAAUAUUUGUUUUGAAUUUAAGUUUGGGAAGAUGGACACCAGAAAGAAAGUAUUUUGAUUCAUGCUAGUUUCUUUUAUAAUGUAUUGGUUUCUAUUCCAAAUGGAGUACAAGUUAAUUAAAACACAUGUGUUCUUGAUUCACUGUAGAUGGUAAAGCAAAGCUUCAUUGAAGAGUUUAAAUGCUGAAUGUGUAGACUUGUCAGCUUUCAUGGGAAUAUACCCCUCUCUCUCCCUGCUGUGUGAAACACUACCCUCUGGAGAUGAGUGGGUUAGAUGGCACUGAGGUAUAUGAAGGAAAAGGAGAUGUUGAAUUGGGCUACGUCUGCCAUUAAGCGAGGGAAUACCAAGCCUGGCAGAAUGACUUGCUGUGUAUGUGAUCAUGACAAAUGUCAUGAUGAAAAGAAGGAUCAUUGUGAAAUGCGGAGUAGGACCUGUAUUAAACUGGUGCUUAAACAUUGGAAUUGAAACCAUUUUUUUUUCUAUGCACAUCUAUACUGUAAUUGAGAGCAAAUAAUGCUCCUUGAUGCAUGUAAGAAUUUUGAUUAUAAAUAUCUAACACAGAAAUUUCACAGCCAUUUAUGCGGCAGUUUAGGACUUAAAUCCAAGGAAUCUGUUUUUGUUCUGAUCAGCAUUAGCUAUCGCCCCCCUUUUGUUAUGCUGAAGAUCUUUUUGGUUCUUUGCUUGUUUUGUAUGGUUCAGUAUAUGCAGAUUUAUUUUAAUCCAUCUUCACUUUUGGCAUAUUUUACAUUUUAUUAAAUGUGAAAUGUUCCAGCCUAGUAACAAAUGAAGCAAGAAAAAAGGCUAAUCGAGUACUUGGUUCUAUAGUUAAGUGUACAGUAUAGGUUCUGAAUGUAUAAUGCACCAGUUAGACCACACUUCAAAUCUCUUACUUGAAUUCUGGUCAUUGCAUUUAUAUAAAAAAUCGAAAUUGAAGCGGAGAGUAACCAGACUAAUCCCAGGGCUAAAAUAUGAGUUUUGAAGAUGAGAUGAAGGAACUGAAUCUAGCGUAUACACCAGGACCACAGGACAUUGUGAGGAGACCCUUUUCCACUGGCAGGUGUAUAACAUGGGUUAGCAAGCCAUAUUGCUGAAUAGGGUCUAUAAGAAACAGAUUGGACCGUUCUGGGAUCAGUCCAUACUAGGAACUGGAUGAGCACUGAUGGGCUGAGCAACCUCUUUCUGCUAUUUUACUUCUGUUCAUAAAGGCUACACAAUUAAACAACUGGUGCCUAAUCAACAACCUAUACAAUGUUAUUUGAAGAAAAAAAAAAAAAAAAAAAUCAAAGAACUAAAAUCUUUGGCAGAAUAAAAGUGGAUUAGUAACGUUAGUGCAAGUGAGGUACGACUUUAAAAAGCUUUAUCGCUCCGACUCGUAACUAACGCUUUAUAGUCACUGCACCAGCCCAUCUUCAUGCAGUAUUUAGAUACUCGAGACAAUGUUUCAGAGCACAGAUGUUUGCCUUGCCUAUCGGGUUGUCGAUGGCGCGAUGGAUGCUUGUGUAACCGAAUGGGAUUGCUUUCUAAUAAUUAAAUACGCAUCAUGUGAAACUGUGCUUCCAGUGAGUGCCUGCAUGGCAGGAACAAGACAGAGCUUGUGUCCAACCCAUACAGUCAAACCCCCCCUCCCCCCUGCUGGUUUUACACAGCGCAGGGAACUUUAUCUUAAUGACUUCUAAAUUAAUGAGGAUAGUGCCUGUCUCCCCUCCACCUGUCCCCAGGGCAUGGUUAAUUCAUAGGAAAGCUGUUUACUGAUAUGCUUUCUGUUCAGCCCAAGCCAGAAGUUUUCUUCAUGGAGUGUGUUUGGCUCUGGUGUACACAGUUUAAAGGCUUCAGACUGGUUUCUGUUACGGCGAUGAGGGCAUCUAGUUUCAAACCCCUUCCUUAUUGAUUUGGAAAAAUGAUUUUGUUUGGAAAAGUUUAAGUGUAUGUACCAAGUGAAGUAUAUAUUUUUUUGGUUAAAUGUAUCUCUUGUUUUUUGCACUUAUUUUCCCUUGUACUGAAGACUGUACAUUCUUGGAUAUUAUGUAAAUAUCUAUUUUUGUUCUGCAUUAAUGCAAAAUAAAACUACACUUAUUCCA